This is a messenger RNA of Coregonus clupeaformis (lake whitefish), 7932 nucleotides long. It is a transcript of the gene ubr3, whose product is annotated as ubiquitin protein ligase E3 component n-recognin 3. Gene Ontology annotation, biological process: ubiquitin-dependent protein catabolic process via the N-end rule pathway; protein ubiquitination. The record is from RefSeq and is a predicted model, not a curated record. Bases 32 to 5626 code for a protein of 1864 amino acids. NCBI's taxonomy places the organism in Eukaryota, Metazoa, Chordata, Actinopteri, Salmoniformes, Salmonidae. Gene Ontology annotation, cellular component: ubiquitin ligase complex; cytoplasm. Gene Ontology annotation, molecular function: zinc ion binding; ubiquitin protein ligase activity. The transcript has 40 exons.
UAAAUUUGUAGACAACAAGCCUGCAUACAAGAUGGCGCUGGUAUGCCGGGACAAGAAAUCUACUGCUGCCCAUUUAAAGGCAGACCUUAAUCGGACUGACAACAGCUCUGGUGUCCGACAACUUAAAGAACUGCUUGAUUGUGUUCUUGAUCCAGAAAAGCCAGCGGCAGACACAGAAGCCCUUGACUGGUGUAAAUGUCUAAUAGCAGGAGGAGAAGGUUUCGAGGAGUUCUGCAAAACGGUCCGGUCCUAUGACAACGCUACUCUAUGUGGCUUGGUUUGGACAGCCAAUUUUGUGGCAUACCGCUGUCGGACCUGUGGCAUUUCUCCUUGCAUGUCACUUUGUGCAGAGUGUUUUAACAACGGCGAUCACACAGGCCAUGAUUUCAACAUGUUCAGGAGCCAGGCUGGUGGGGCCUGUGACUGUGGAGACAGUAAUGUCAUGCGAGAAACUGGAUUUUGCAGACGGCAUCGGUUAAGAACCGGGGAGAAUGUCCCCUCAGUCCCCCGAGACUUACUACUGAUGUCAGAGAUGGUCCUGCCUCGCUUCAUCAUCUGUAUCAUACAGUACCUAAGGGAUGGAUACACUGAACCAGACACAUCAACUGAGAGGGACCUACAGAAGGUCUUACAGCAGCUGGAGCCCCAGAUCUCCUUCUUAGAAGAACUUACGAAGAUGGGCGGAGCAAUGAGAACUGUACUAACAAAGAUCCUAACGAAUCAGCAAAUAUUCAAGGACCUGAGUAUGGGUCAAGAGGAAAACGUAUAUGCAAAAAAGAACUACGAGAAGUACCUGUCAGCACUGAAGAACUCAGGCCUGGUUUCUGUGGAGGAGAAGGCCCAGUCUGGGGCUGCUGAGCCCACUCCUGGGGUUGAGGCAGGAGCAGGGGCUGGCACAGGGGCUCUGGUCUUACUGGGAGCUGAAGCACCAGCUAGCCCUGAUGAGUCCAAUAAAGAGGAGGAUCAAGAUGGGGGGCAAUCUGUUGGACAGAGAAAGAGGGUAAAACUUAGUAGCACUGCCAAAGAUCCAUCCAUUAUGGACUCUCUGAAACACAAAUGUUUUCUGGAGGAGUUGCUGUUUUGGACAAUAAAGUAUGAGUUUCCUCAGAAGAUGGUUACUUUUCUACUGAACAUGCUGCCAGAUCAAGACUACAAGAUCACCUUCACGAAAACAUUUGUUCAACAUUAUGCAUUCAUUAUGAAGACACUGAUGAAAAGCCAGGAGUCAGAUACCAUGUCCAACCGCAUUGUACAUAUCAGUGUACAGCUGUUCAGCAAUGAGGAGCUAGCACGUCACGUCACCGAGGAGUGUCAACUACUAGACAUCAUGGUUACUGUCCUCCUCUACAUGAUGGAGAGUUGCCUUAUCAAAAGUGAACUUCAAGAUGAAGAGAACAGCCGCCAUGUUGUGGUAAACUGCAGCGAGGCUCUGCUGAAGAACAACACUUACUGGCCGUUAGUUAGCGAUUUUAUUAAUAUUCUCUCACACCAAAGUGUAGCAAAAAAAUUCCUGGAGGAUCACUCACUGCUCAUGCUGUGGAUGAGCUUUGUGUCCUUCUUUCAAGGUAUGAACUUGAAUAAGCGGGAGUUGAGUGAGCACGUGGAGUUUGAGUCCCAGACGUACUAUGCAGCAUUUGCAGCAGAGUUGGAGGCCUGCGCACAACCAAUGUGGGGUCUCCUCACACACUGCAAAGUCAAAGAGACACAGGAAUAUACCAGAACAGUGGUGCGUUACUGCUUGGAGACCCUGCAGAUCUGGUUUGAUGCCAUUGGCUUUGUGGACGAGCCUGCUCCAAAUCAAGUGACGUUUCACCUGCCGCUGCACCGCUUCUAUGCCAUGUUCCUAAGCAAGGCAGUGAAGUGCCAGGGGCUUCAUCUGGACAGUCUCCUCCCAGACCAAGAGAUGCUCAUGAAGAUCAUGGUCCAUCCACUCCAGAUUCAGGCGAGCCUGUCAGAGAUCCACAGUAACAUGUGGGUCAGAAAUGGUCUCCAGAUCAAAGGACAGGCUAUGACAUACGUGCAGUCUCACUUCUGCAACUCCAUGAUCGAUCCAGACAUCUUUCUGCUCCAGGUGUGUGCGUCAAGGCUUGAUCCCGACUACUUCAUCUCUUCAGUGUUCGAGAGAUUCAAAGUGGUGGACCUCUUGACCAUGGCCUCUGUGCACCAGAAUGCAAUACUGGAUGGUGAGCACGAGAGGCCAAUGCUGGAGGGAGCCUUGACGUUUCUCGUCAUCUUGUCCAGUCUUCGCAUCCACUUGGGCAUGGCCGAUGAUGAGAUUCUCAGAGCCGAGAUGGUCUCCCAACUGUGCAUGAACGACCGCACCCACAGUUCACUGUUGGACCUCAUUCCUGAGAAUCCCAACCCCAAGAGUGGGAUCGUGCCGGGAAGCUGCAGCUUUGAGGAGAUGCUGUCUGCCGUGGCUGACUUCAAAGCCCCGGUGUUUGAACCUGGGGGUUCCAUGCAGCAGGGCAUGUACACGCCUAAAGAGGAGGUGUGGGAGAAGGAGUUUGACCCCAUCAUGGUUGUUCUCAGAACAGUCUACCGUCGUGAUGUCCAGUCAGCAAUGGACAGAUACUCAGCAUUCUUGAAACAGUCUGGGAUGCACACGACAGGGAAUCCAUGGCCACCGUACAAAGAGCGGACUCCUCUGCACCCAUGUUACAAAGGCCUGGACAGACUGUUGCACUGCAAGACUCUGCACAUUGUCAUCUUCACACUGCUUUACAAGAUCUGGCUGGAUCACUCCAACAUGUCUGAGCAUAUUCUGUGCAUGGUGCUCUACCUGAUUGAGCUGGGCUUGGACAACCAGGUUCAAGAGGACAAGGAGGAUGAGGAGCCUUGCAUUGAGGAGCACUGCCAUGACAGCUGGUUCCCAGGCACCAACCUCCUCUCCAACCUGCACCAUGUCAUCAACUACGUGAGGGUGAGGGUGCCUGAGACUGCCCCCGAGGUGAAGAGGGAGAGAGAUCCCCCUCCCAGCACCAGCGCUGAGGCAUCCAACUUCGGCCAGAAUUCCAGGCGUCUGACAGGGAAUUGGAGAGAGAACGUGCGGGAGGCGCAGGUGUUCAGCUUGGUGGCGGAGCGCAGGAGGAAGUUCCAGGAGAUCAUCAACCGUAGCAGCACCGAGGCCAGCCAGGUGGUGAGGCCCAAGAGCAGCUCCACGCGCUGGGUCCCGCCCGGCACGCCUCCCCAGCUGGUCACAGAGAUCCUGGAGAUCCGCGAGAGCAUGCUCUCCCUGCUCAUCAAGCUGCACCAGAAGCUGUCGGCCAAGCAGAACUCUCUGUCGGCCACCUGGCUGGAGGACAUGGAAGCCAACCCCAACCACCACGCCCACGGGGACGGCAUCACAGCCAUCGAGCGCAUCCUCACCAAGGCGGCCACUCGCAGCCGCCAGAGCAAGCGCAGCAUCCAGGAGAUCUGUGGGAAGGUCUCUCCUCCCGUCGCUCCCAAGAAGAACAGCCCCACUGACAAGAAGACCAUGGAUAAGGACGAGAGGCGCCAGAGGGCUCGAGAGAGACAGCAGAAGCUACUGGCUGAGUUUGCCUCUAAACAGAAGAGUUUCAUGGAAACAGCCAUGGAUGUUGAAUCCCCGGACGCUGAAGCAGCCAUGGACCUGGGUGCCUCUGAGGUGAUGGAGUCUGAGGUCCUCUAUGACUGUGUGAUCUGUGGCCAGAGUGGCCCUUCCACUGAGGACCGGCCCACUGGCCUGGUGGUUCUCCUCCAGGCAUCGUCAGUGUUGGGACACCGAUACAAGAGUGACGAGGCGAAGAAACUGCCUACCACUGACGAUGAGCACAUCUACCCAGCGGACACGUGCGGGGCGACUCACGACGUCAGACUCGCGCUCAUGCAGCGCUUCUUCAAAGACAGUUCCUGUCUGCAGUCGGUCUCAAUAGGCUGGGAUGGAGGUGUGUAUGUGCAAACCUGUGGACACACCCUGCACAUAGACUGUCACAAGUCCUACAUGGAGUCUCUGCGGAAUGACCAGGUGCUGCAGGGCUUCUCUGUGGAUAAGGGCGAGUUCACCUGCCCGCUGUGCAGACAGUUUGCCAACAGCGUGCUGCCUUGCCGCCCAGGCCGGAGCACCGAGGUGGUCAGCUGGCACAUGCCCACCAACAAGAAGACCGCUGUGCUGGUGAAGGAGGUGGAGGACCUGCAGGAGCAGCUGGGACUUUUCCCAGUAAGCACCACUACGGAGUCCAACCUGAGUAAAGAGAUGGAGUUGGUCAUCAAGGACAUCAAGAACACCACCCAGAGGAAGUAUAUGGACUAUGGCAAGAACCCUGGUUCCCCUGACAACGACUUCCUCUUCAUGUACUCUGUGGCCAGGACAAACCUGGAGCUUGAGCUGGUGCACCGUGGAGGGAACCUGUGUUCUGGAGGAGCCAGUGCUGCAGCCAAGCGCUCCUGUCUCAAUCAGCUUUUCCAUGUGCUUGCCAUGCACAUGCGUCUGUACAGCAUUGAUUCUGCAUACAACCCCUGGACCAGGUUGACCCAGGUGGCUCAGAGAAGCGACGAAUGCCAGGAUGACGAGAGGCCAGAGGUCCCCAUGCUGUUCAGAGACUGCCCAUCCCUGCUCAUCAUCUUUGUGUUGACCAUGCCACAGCCACUACGCAAAGAACACUUCAUCUGUCUGGUGAGGAUGCUGUACAACCUGCAGUACACCCAGGCUCUGGCUGCUCUCUCAGCCAAGUUCAGCCCCGAGGAGAGGCGGGCCUGGAGCACGUCUGGAGCUCUCAACAAGAAUGCUUUCAAUGCCGAGAAGUCCUUUGACGCUCUUCUCAGCCAUGUCAUCAGUGAGCUGUCCAAGGUGAAGACUGUGUAUGAUGUGAACGCUGAAGAGACGUCUAUGCAGAGCUCCUGUGUGUGGUCCCCACAGUCCAUAGAGUACAGCCUCCAGCGGUUCUGCCUGCCCUACCUCCGCCUCUCCUGUCUCCUGCAGCACCACCUCUAUGGGGACAACCUGUCAGGCUGCCCGGAUGAAGAGGAGUUCUCAGGCCUCGCCGGCUGUCUAGGGCUCCUGGCCCCGACCCCUCAACCAUCCAACCCCAUCUACAGUGCCUCAUGUCUUGACUGGACGGUCAACGCUUUCGACCUGAUGACUCAAUGGUGCUCUGAGGUCACGGGGCUCUCUGACACUCAGGCAGAGAAAGCAAUAACCUUGCUUGUCCAGGAUCCACAGUGGGCGUCCCCCCACCUCCUCCACUUACCUGACAACUACAACAUAAUCUUCCAGUACUACCACAAGAAGGCCUGCACUGCCUGCAAAAAGGUGCCAAAGGACCCAGCGCUCUGCCUUGUCUGUGGUGCCUUCGUCUGCCUCAAAGGGCUGUGCUGCAAGCAGCAGGGGAUCUGUGAAUGUGUUUUGCACUCUCAACACUGUGGCGCAGCAACGGGCAUCUUCCUAUUAAUCAACGCCUCUGUCAUCAUAAUCAUCCGAGGGCAUCGCUUUUGCCUGUGGGGCUCUGUUUACCUGGAUGCCCAUGGAGAGGAGGACCGCGAUCUACGUCGUGGCAAGCCCCUGUUUCUAUGUGUGGAGAGGUAUAGAGUGCUGGAGCAACAGUGGGUUUGGCACACCUUCGAUCACAUCAACAAGCGCUGGGGACCUCACUACAACGGGCUAUAAGGUCACCUGAACCCACACCCUGGUGGAAAAUAAUCUAUUUGGUUUAUGUGUCUGCCUCUAUUAAACAUAUAGGAAUCUUAUCAUGUGGUAUUAACAAAUAUGCAGUGAGGGUGUUACUGCCACAGCCUUGGUUUAUGUGGAGUUUGGUGUACAAUCAUGCCCUAAAGACUAACAGUGUGUGUGUUUUAUUUAAGUUAUUUACUGUGUGGAUUUCAACAAGGAAACCAAAUUUGAUAAGCUUAAAGUGAAAGCACAAUUUUUCUCAGUAACACAUUGGUUUGAAAGCACAAUUUUGCCCAGUAACACAUUGGUUUGAAAGCACAAUUUUGCCCAGUAACACAUUGGUUUGGAAGCGGUUUUGAAGCCAGAAAUAUUGGUUUUUCAGCAAAAAAUACUCAGAUUUUGGUGAAUAUUUGUACACUCUGAUUGGCUUACAGUAUGAGUUCCAACUACUGGAUAUUUGGAAGAUAUAGAAUGACACAUUUGCCCCUGGUAAGGUUAAUGAUUAUCAUCUUUGUCACCAUGUACAAGUUGAUACAUAUCCCUCAUUUUUAGACUUCAUACUGCUGGCAUGAGUUUAAAGCUCUUGAUAAGUAUAGCGAUGUUAUUGCAAAUUGUGUGUUUGGGACAUUCUGGUAGGUGACAAGUCCACUCAUCAACAAAGAGUUUAUUGCAGUUAAGUAAAGGCUCUUUUCUUUUAGGGUCUAGUUGCAGUUCAUCCUCAGGUAUGAUUACUUUUUUUGCUGUAGUUUAAAAUACAACAUUUUUAAUAUUUUAAAUAAAUGUUGCUGCUCAUUGUUCAAAUAAGUAAUUUUACCUUUGUAAAGAUUAUUUUUGUUUUAUUUUUCUAAGAAAUGAAGGCUUUAUGUUUAUGGUAGAUGGCUGGCAACAGGUUGUUGAUUCCAGCUUACUGCAAGGUUGAGGGAGACACAUGGUCAUCAUCUCUAUUGGGCUUUGCAGUCCUGCCUUUCACUAUGCCUCCGGCCCGGGGUCCCUGAGGAAACUCAAUGCCCACUCACCAGUCUGGCCACAGUAGAGUACACAGAAAAGACUUGUGGAGUAUAUCUGUCCAAUGUAAUUGGCAUGCUUUUCCCAAGAUCUCUAUUGCUCAGAAUGUCAAGUGCAAUGGGAUUUUGCUAUAGUUAAAUUGAAAUAUUUUAAUUUGGUGACUCAAAAUGCAUAGAAGUUAUUGUACUGAUAUGGCAUUCUGUAAGGGAAUGGGAAUCGUUUAAUCCUUUGUGCUGGUGAAGAAUUUUGCAGUUUUAGAGUAGAGUUGAAUCAUUUUUUGUUAGUACUUCGGAAAAAAUGUUUUGGCCUCAUGAUUUUCCCAUUUCCUUUUAAGUUUCUCUGUAAAGUUAUAGUACAUUUUAUGGGAAAUGUAUACGGGCUCAUAAUGCAAGAUCCCAUCUUUAAAUAACCAUAGGUAAAAACAAGUAAUUGGGAAAUUGUUGAAGAUAACAUUUUGAAGAGACCAAAAGCGAUCAUUGUGAAACUCCAUAAGAUGUAAUUUAGUUGGUUUUGCGAAGUGUAAUACCGUUAACCUUAUAACAAAUUUGUCAUUCAUGUAAUCCACACUUGUGGUCCAAUUAUAUCAUUUUCUAUACUUUCAAAUAACCUAUGUUUAUUUGUAUGCUUUUGGUUGUCAAAAGUUAUAAUUACAGUAUAUUUAUAAGGAAGCCUAUUUCCCUAUGCCUACAUUUCUCCAAGUUUAAAUCAAUAUCUUGGGUCAUGGAUGCAUUCCAAUGUUAGACAUCAGACUUCAAUACCCAUAAUACACAAUGUGUGCAUGGCAUUGUUUCGGUCACACUUUUUGAGUUUGGGGUCUUAAAUGCUUAGUUUCAAUUACCAUGUCACCAACUGGAUGAGUAGAUGGCCUAAUUAUCCAGUUGUGCCUGCAAGAUUAAUGUUACCUUUUAGUGAAAAACAACACAUUGAAAUCCCUGGGUGAUUUAUUCUGGUGAAAAGAUUUUGUGAAUUGCUGGUCCACAUCGUGCUAGAAGGAGGAAUCUUUUAGGGAAUAUUAUUUUCAAACCACGCAUGCUGCUCAUCUGUUUACUCUGAGAUUCCCUUCCCUCUUUUUCUCCAGUCCCUACUUUGUAGCCUACAUGACCGCAACAGAAUAUCCAAUGAGUUAUGGGUGUACAUUCUAAUUGAAAGCUCUUUGUGUUCUCCUGUAUGAAUGAAAAUAAGAAAGAAUACAGUACAUUACUGUAGGUGCUGAUUCAGACUUUCUGAGUUGGAUCAGAAAGUGUGACUUGGACAUUUAUUGCAAAAUGUAACAUAUGUUAAUAAAAUAUAAACACUGA